UCCAAAUGAGGCCCUUCCAAACGUGGCUUCAUUCCGUAUUCCGCCCGGGCAGGGACCACCUGGAUGUAUUGGUGACGGUCCCCCCCGACCCUCUCCGAUCCCUCAACUGGUGGCUGACCCCAUCCCUAGUAUGCGCGGGGAUGCCGUUCCAUCCACAGCAACCAUCGAUGACUCUAACAACCGAUGCAUCAUCCCUGGGGUGGGGAGCCCACCUAGGACACCUGCGUACCCAGGGCCUCUGGUCGUCCCAAGAGCUGUCACUCCACAUUAACGUCCGGGAGUUGAGGGCAGUCCGCCUCGCCUGCCAGGCGUUUCAACGACGCCUACGCGGCCGUUGUGUUUCCGUACUCACGGACAACACAAUGGCCAUGUAUUAUAUCAACAAACAGGGGGGAACCCGUUCGUCUCCCCUAUGUCAGGAAGCCAUUCGACUCUGGGACUUCUGCAUAGCCCAGUCGAUAGAUUUGGUGGCAUCCUUCCUCCCAGGGGUCAAGAACACGCUGGCGGACAGACUCAGCCGAUCCUUCCUAUGCCACGAAUGGUCGAUCAGACCGGAUGUCAUCCAUUCCAUCUUCCAGAGGUGGGGAUUUCCCCGCAUAGACCUCUUCGCUACCAAGUCCAACAGGAAGUGCCAGGAGUUUUGCUCCUUUCAGGGUCUCUCUCCCGGGUCGAUCACGGAUGCAUUUCUCCUGCCAUGGACCCGCCACCUACUGUAUGCCUUCCCUCCGUUCCCUCUGGUGCACAAAGUCCUGUUGAAACUACGCAGGGACAAAGCGCAUCUAAUCCUGAUCGCACCUGCGUGGCCCAGACAGCACUGGUUCACCGCCUUGCUGAACCUAUCGGUGGACCCUCCAAUCCCCCUUCCUCUCCACCCAGACCUGAUUACGCAGGAUCACGGCAGGCUCUGUCACCCAGACCUAUGAGCCCUGCACCUCACGGCGUGGCUCCUGCAUGGCUGAACACAGCGGAGCUCAGCUGCUCCGCACCGGUCCAGCACAUCCUCCUUAACAGCAGGAAGCCUUCCACUCGCUCAACGUACAGGGCCAAGUGGAAGCACUUCUCUUGCUGGUGCGCUACUCGGGGGUGAACCCUACGCAGGCCCCGAUUCCCCCGGUCCUAGACUACUUCUGGUACCUUAAGCAGCAGGGCCUGGCGACAUCCUCCUUAAAGGUACACUUAGUGGCCAUAUCCGCCUUUCGACCAGGAGAGGGUGGCCGCUCCGUAUUCUCCCACCCCUUGGUCGCCAGAUUUGUUAAAGGCCUGGAGCGUCUCUACCCCCCCGUACGCCGCCCUGCUCCUACCUGGGACCUUAACUUGGUCCUAAACAGGCUCCCGCUCCCGCCAUUCGAGCCACUGGCAACUUGCUCGCUCACGUACCUGUCAUGGAAGACGGCCUUCUUCUUCGAAGCUCUCACAGUAGACCCACCCUACACCGUCUUCCAUAAGGACAAAGUGCACCUGCGACCCCACCCGGCGUUCCUCCCUAAGGUUGUUUCUGCCUUCCAUACCAACCAGGACAUCUUCCUACCGGUCUUCUUCCCGAAGCCACACUCUUCUCGGAGAGAGCAGCAGCUACACUCCUUAGAUGUACGCAGAGCACUCGCUUUCUACAUUGAGUGAACAAAGCCAUUCCGGAAGUCCCCUCAGCUGUUUGUGGCGGUCGCAGAACGGAUGAGGGGUCAGCCAAUCUCCUCUCAGAGGAUUUCCUCCUGGGUGACUGCAUGCAUUCGCGCAUGCAACGACCUAGCUCGUGUCCCCUCUAGCCACCUCACGGCACAUUCCAUGAGAGCUCAGGCGGCGUCGGCAGCCUUCCUGGCGCACGUGCCUAUCCAGGAGAUAUGCUGUGCAGCGACCUGGUCAUCGGUCCACACAUUCACCGCACACUAUGCGCUAGUCAGACAAUCAAGAGAUGAUGCGGCCUUUGGCGUAGCAGUUUUAAA
Messenger RNA from Gopherus flavomarginatus (Mexican gopher tortoise), 1940 nucleotides. RefSeq lists its product as uncharacterized. The record is from RefSeq and is a predicted model, not a curated record. Bases 6 to 923 code for a protein of 305 amino acids. The transcript has 2 exons. NCBI's taxonomy places the organism in Eukaryota, Metazoa, Chordata, Testudines, Testudinidae.